Messenger RNA from Thelazia callipaeda (thelaziosis nematode), 2760 nucleotides. Lineage: Eukaryota; Metazoa; Nematoda; Chromadorea; Rhabditida; Thelaziidae. The record is from the annotation of a GenBank genome assembly.
AUGACAGAAUUGUUUCGAUCAGCGUUUAAUUACCUUUCAUCAACUCCGACUAAUGCAACAGUUAUCGGUAGAUCGGAUCAUCCACUAGUUGGUACAACUGUUGACAUCGAUGGAACAAAAUUGAAAAUUCGUUCCCUUAUUGCCGAAGGGGGUUAUGCAUUAGUUUUCUCCGCGCAAGAUAUGCAAGGUAAUUGGUUUGCAUUAAAACGUCAGUUAGCUGCAGAUCAAGAUGCUGCUAAAACGAUAUUGAAAGAAAUUCGUUUUUUGAAAGAAUUGAGUGAUCUUCCAGCUAUUUUACAUUUUGUGCAAGCAGCACGAUUGAGCCCUCAAGAAAGUGGUCAUGGUCGUGCAGAAUUUCUUCUUUUAACUGAACUGUGCCCAGGAAGUGUCAUUAAUCUCAUUCAAAAAGGUCCCUUAUCACUUAGCCAAGUAACAAAAAUUUUUUAUGCGGCUUGCAUUGCUAUAAAGCAAAUGCACUCAAAAAAGCCACCUAUCACACACAGGGAUAUGAAGGUGGAAAACCUACUUUUUGAUGCUUUUGGAAAUGUAAAAUUGUGUGAUUUCGGAAGUGCAACUACUGAAAUCAUAUUACCAGACGAAACAUGGUCGGUUUCUAAAAGAACACAGCUUGAAGAAGAGUUUGCAAGACAUACAACACCAAUGUAUAGAGCCCCUGAACUACUAGACACGUACUCGAAUUUCCCUGUUGGCCCAGCUUUGGAUAUUUGGGCCCUUGGAUGUGUAUUGUAUUAUUUAUGCUAUAGAAAGCAUCCUUUUGAAGACAGUGCUAAGCUUCGUAUUAUAAAUGCAAAAUAUUCACUUCCCAAUUCAGAAACCGAAUUCACCAUCAUGCAUCAGCUUAUCCAAAAAACGCUUAAAGUUGAUCCCAGGGAACGACCAUUAAUAAAUGAUUUGUGUGAGCGAAUUGAAAAACUUGCAGUGACUCUAGCUGUAGAUCUUUCAAAGCCGAUAGAAAAUUUGCAAUUGCCUUUAUUAUCACCAGUCAGUUCAAAUCAUGGCCAAUUGUUAACAGAAUCCCAUAGAAAUGAACGUGAAAGGUCUUCAAGUAUAUCAAAAUUAUCACCUUCAUUGUCACGUAAAAUCGAUUAUGAACAAACUGCGCAGCAAGCAUCUGCUAUGUUUGGUGCCUUCAAAGGACAGAGCAUGUUAUGGCUCAAAAAUAUCAAGGAUAAAACAACUGCUGUUGCUCAGACAGUUCAAUCCACAUAUGGUCAUCGAGGUCCAGAUGUAACUUUUGUCACUUCACGUCUAGUUAUGGCACCACUGUUUGAUGCUGUCCCCGAAUCACUGAUUUGUCAUGCUGAGGAAAUAGUGUGGGAUUAUGUUAUGAAUCAAACUCGUGGUCAUUUGGGUGUUUAUAAUUUGUCAAAUCGGCAUUUGCGUUGUGAUUAUGGUUUUCAUGUAGUAGAAACACCGUUGCCGACUGUUGGAAGUGGUCUGACGCCUACAGUAAACGUUUUGUUAAAUUUGUGCAGAAAUAUGACUAUAUUCUUGAAAGAAAAGAAAACUAAUAUUAUUUUUAUUACUGGUUCCGAAGCUUCGUGUUUGUUGGUAUCAGCAGCUCUUUUACUCUAUACUCGACUUGUUUCAAGACCUUUGUCAGCGUUAGAACUAAUCUUUACUAAAAGACGACCAUACAAACUUCUACCAUCUUAUUAUCGACAGCUUGAUAUAAUCAGUACUGUUGUUUCUCUGGAAUCAAGAUGUCUUCGUAUAAUAGUUCAUAAUAGACGAGUAAUACUUCACUCUCUUUCAAUUUCUCCCGUGCCACUGUUUAAUCGAGCUCGAACUGGUUGUCGUCCAUUUGUUGAUAUGUAUUGUGAUGGGAGAAAAGUUUGGUCAACUUACAAAAACUACGAAGAAUUAAAACUUUUUGAUGUAUCAAAUUCUUCUGUAUUGGAACUUUCGUUAGAAAGUAUUGCAGUAGAAGCGGAAGUGCAGAUCAUUGUAUUUCACGCAAGGUGGUCAAAGAUACAAAACCGUAUGCAACAACUUUUCAUGUUUUCUUUAUCUUUCCAUGCCAGUUUUAUUGAUCCAAAUACACAUUUGCUAGAAUUAAAUCGCAGCGAUAUUGAUUAUCAAAUUGAUGAUAAUUCAAAAUUCGGAGAAAGCAUGAGAAUUGGUGUUAAAAUGGAAAUAGAUGUACGGGAUAGAGGCUAUGAUACAAAAAAGCUACCAGCAUUUCUUAGUUAUGAUUCAGAAGCUAUUCCGAACGUAUUGCUAACAUCUCAACGUGAGGAAUUUGAUUCAUUAAUGCGCUGUAUUGAUUGUCAUCAUUGUAAAUCAUCAAAAAGCCCUCCACAAAGACCACCUCCACCACAGAAGCGAAUUACAUGUAAAGAGAAAGAAACAGAAUCAUCGAUUGUGACUCCUUUAAAAGAUUCUUUUUUCUCUACUUUGGAUUGGCAUGACGGCACUACCUCUAUGAAAGAUACUCAAUGUGUGUUUGUGGCAGAAGCCAGGGAAGAAAAUCUACAACAACCUGAACUUAUUCCAUCCUUGCAAAACCAACUUCCACAUGAGAAAUUUAGCAAUAAUGAUAUCGCCAAGUUAUGUGAGCAAACUGAUGGUAUAAAAAUAUCUGUUGUUGAAGAGGGAAUGAGUUCUCAUCAUCACAAAUCUGAUCUUCAAAAGCAGUUUGAAACUAUGGAUAAAAGUAUCCCAGAAAAUUUUAAUGAUGAUGUUGAUCUACUUGGUUUAGGAGCAGAGUUGGACUACAGUGUCCGCAUGUUGCUGUGA